AUGCUAGCCAUCCGCCCUCUCCUCUCGAAGCUGGGGGACCUGCUCGCAGCCGAGUUCACCCUUGAGAAGCGUGUGAGGAAAGGCGUCGAGUCUCUCAGCAAGGAGAUGUUGCUGAUGCAGGCUGCCCUUGGCAAGGUGGCGAAAGUGCCGCCCGAGGAGCUCGAUGAGGGGGUUAAGAUCUGGGCAGGAAUGGUAAGGGACCUGGCCUACCAAAUGGAAGACAUCGUGGAUGUCUUCAUUGUGUGUGUGGAUGAUUUAUCUGCCAACCCAAAGAAUAGAGUGAAGAAGUUGCUUAAGAAGACAGGCAAGUUAUUCAAGAAGGGCAAAGAUCUUCAUCGAAUCUCCGAUGCUCUAGAAGAAGCAGUUACUCAGGCUAAGCAGCUGGCUGAGUUGUGCCAAAGGUACGAGCUCGAGACACUGAACACCCGCAUUGGUGCUAGCAUUGAUCCUCGCACCAUAGCUCUGUACAUAGAUGUGAGAGAGCUUGUCGGCAUUGAAGAACCACGAGACGAGUUGAUCAACAAGUUACUUUAA
Triticum turgidum subsp. durum (durum wheat) is the source of this 534-nucleotide messenger RNA. NCBI's taxonomy places the organism in Eukaryota, Viridiplantae, Streptophyta, Magnoliopsida, Poales, Poaceae. The record is from the annotation of a GenBank genome assembly.